Messenger RNA from Lycium barbarum (goji berry), 1030 nucleotides. Its product is annotated as protein yippee-like At3g08990. Bases 198 to 830 code for a protein of 210 amino acids. NCBI's taxonomy places the organism in Eukaryota, Viridiplantae, Streptophyta, Magnoliopsida, Solanales, Solanaceae. The transcript has 6 exons. The record is from RefSeq and is a predicted model, not a curated record.
UUUCUCAUAAGUAAAGGGAAUAAAAGAAAAGGAAACAUAAUAACUCCCUAGUCUCUGUAUAUAAGGGUGAAGAAGUAAAAUGUAAGACUUGUAACCAAUUGGCUUCCUCAAGAUUUCCCUCCUCUCUGUGUUAACGGUCUACGAGUUGAAGAAAUUCUAUUAGGAGUAGUGGGUUCUUGAUUGACACCGUUGAUACAAUGGUCUUUAGUGUUCGAGAAGAGGAUUUAGUGUAUUGUAAUGAAUGCAAAACCCGAAUUGGAUUCGUCAACGAUCACAUUCAAAUCGUGCAAAAUGGCAGAACAGGGGUCUUUGAGAAAGUGUUUAAUGUACAAAAUCUUGACAGCGAGAAUCAUCUUCGACAAGUAAAUUGCAAUGCUGUAGCUGAUAUUUACUGUGCCCAAUGUGGGAUGCUGCUUGGAUUGAAACUUAUUGCAGUCCCCCAACCGUCCAUUUAUGUUAGAGAAGGAAUAUGCUUGAUGGAUUUGGACAAGCUUGUUUACUUCAAUGAUUAUCCAAUGCUUAUCAAAGAAAAGGGUGGACCACAUGGUGCCGUUAAUAUUGAUGAAUAUCUUAAUGAACAAGCUGGAGGCGCUAACAUUGAACAGGUUCCUAAAGAACAAGAUGAAGGCGAGAAUAUUGAACAGGUUCCUAAUGAACAAGAUGAAGGCGCGAAUAUUGAACAGGUUACUAGUGAACAAGGCGGAGGAGAUAAUAUUGAACAGGUUCCUAAUGAAGAAGACGGAGGCGCUAAUGAUGAACAGGUUCCUAAUGAAGAUGUAGAUCAAGUGGCUGAUGGAAUGGACAAUAUUGAUCUGAAUCCAGAAAUAUGAACCAACUAAUGAUGAAAAUGUAGAACUUUUACAUUCACUGAAUGAACUUACUAAACUUCAUAUCUUUCAAGUAGUCAUUCAUAAUUGUGUGAUAGCAUUUGAUAGUGAGUUUCUUAUAUGUUUGAGCUCUCUGGUAGUACUACCAAUUACUGCACCAAACAAUUUCUGUAUUGCAAAGGUGUAACCUUCUGAAAGCUAUA